Messenger RNA from Linderina pennispora, 1723 nucleotides. RefSeq lists its product as uncharacterized. The transcript has a single exon. The record is from RefSeq and is a predicted model, not a curated record. The coding region runs from base 48 to 1685 and encodes 545 amino acids. Lineage: Eukaryota; Fungi; Kickxellomycota; Kickxellomycetes; Kickxellales; Kickxellaceae.
CUUUGCUCCGAUAUCCCUACCGCUAUUAUUUGUACUUUACCAAAAACAUGUCUUCUCGAAUUACUCAGGUUGAAGGCUGCGAAUUCAGCACGGAGGAGCUGCAGCAGUACCAUCAGUACUACAGGUUUGAGUGGAACACGGUGAGCCUCGAGCAGGCCUCAUUAACCGAGCGCAUGGCCUACUUCACCUCCACAGUUGACACCACCAUUGACCCUGGACGGCUGCGUGCUUGGCUUCGUACCAUGGGGAUCAUCGAUGAGACAGAAAAGUCGGACCAGCACAAGCUGUAUGAUCGAUUCGAAGCAUACGACUUUUCGACUGCACCUGGAUUCAAUGCGAUGCUGGGCGACGUAUAUGAUACUGACGGUGUGAGCAAGCAUGAACUCGAUACACGUAUGACACGGGCUAAGGCAAAGUACUACAACGAGAAUGUUGAGAAACUCGAUUACCAGGCGUAUGUUGAUUUCAAGGAGGCGACAAAGCCCAAGCCGGUCUGUCCGUACCAGCACCUGUGGGAUGAGGACAAGGCACCUGGGUCAGCCAACACCAAAAACUUCGCCAACGUCAAGAUUAUCGAUAUUGCUGACUUCGUUGACAACGGCGCAACAGUGAGGCUCUCUGCGGCAGUGCUGGGCAGGAUUCAUGACGAAGCUAAAGAGGCAUACCAGGACCAGUACUAUGCGCUGGCUAUUGUGCGCAGCAGCCUUGGGUCUGAUUCUGACGGCACGCCUGUAUUCCUGCCUGCGCUUGGGCCAGGCGAGGAUGGCUCCGCAGCCUUGAAGGCGGCUAUUGCCCUGCAGAUUGAGCUGCGCAGGAUCAACGGCGCCAAGCCAGUGGUUGUGUUUGCUAGCGGGUCUGUCGAUGCCAGCGUCCUGGGCAUAGUCCUGUCAACGGCCGAGCUGAUCACAACCGAGUACUUCUCGACAAGGCUGUUCCCCGAGAACGUAGCUGAUGAGGGCUCAGCAGUGGUUCCGGCGCUUUUUGACUGGGCACACCUGGCGGCAGAGCAGGGCACGGUGGAGUACAUUCUGUGUCGUCCGGAUCUAGUGCUCCGCAGCAGUGAGCUGGCGGCGCUUGGAUUGAGCCAUGGAUUCAUUGCCCACCGGAAACUGGAGGGAGCCAUGGAGCGCAUUCUGAUGGCAGCGUCCUGCCCGCCACCGCACACUCGCGGUGCCUUGCGCAAGGCAUACGUAGUAGAGUCCUCGUAUCCUGGCCCGUCCAAGGUGCAGGUAUGGAGACGCGAGAUCGCCGAGUACUUUGCCCCACUGGCCAGUGGAUCCAAGAGCGUUGACGACUUGAUUUGCGAGCUGACGGCGCUCAACAAGCCAUGGGCAGAGCAGUACGUGGCAUUUGCGGCUUCUGAAAAGGGCAGGGAGCUGGUCCAGUUGCGAAUCGCAGCACUACAGCGCGCGCGUACGCUCGAGUUCUCCAGUGCACUGGAGAUUGAAUUCAACGCUGCACAAGCGUGGCUCUGGGGUGAUAAUGCCACCGCGCUUGAGAUCAAGACGCCGCUCAGCACCAUCCUCGCCGAACUGCCCAAGCCAGCAAAGGCUGAGGACACCAAUCCACUGGAGGUUGAGAUCCCUGGCGAAUGCCCCUUUGCACAGAUGUACCGGCGCAACCCGGAGCGCUUCAAGCACAUCGAUCUCAAGUCUAUCGAGUCGCACAGCCCUCUCAGCCUGUAGAUGUCUUAACAUGUGGUAUUACUUUUGAAAUGGAGCCC